Messenger RNA from Lycium barbarum (goji berry), 399 nucleotides. RefSeq lists its product as uncharacterized. The coding region runs from base 1 to 399 and encodes 132 amino acids. Lineage: Eukaryota; Viridiplantae; Streptophyta; Magnoliopsida; Solanales; Solanaceae. The record is from RefSeq and is a predicted model, not a curated record. The transcript is spliced from 2 exons.
AUGACGAUGAAAGAGGGGGACAAAGAGGAAGUGGGGUGGCAGUGGCGUGGGAGACAAGGUGUGGUGGUGUCAGUGAGCAGCGAGAAGGGAGAUGAGGCGGUGGGGUGGCGAUGGGGUUGGAGGCGGUGGAAGAAGGGUGGGGCGAUGAGAAGGGAGGCGGGAGGCGAGGAUGGUGGAGAAGAGGCGAUGAUGAGGCGGAAGAGGAAAAUGAGAGGAGAAAGGAACGAAGAAGGGGGCGGGGGUGGAUUAGUUUUUUCUCUUGAGAGGAGCGGGGAUAGAGGAAGUGGAGGUGACAGAGGAAGAAGUGGAGCGGGACAAAAGGGAAUGGGGAUGACAGUGAAGCGUGGGGGACAUGGAAUGGUGGUGUCAGGCGGAGGAGACAGUGAAGUGGGAGGAUGA